This is a messenger RNA of Callorhinchus milii (elephant shark), 7402 nucleotides long. RefSeq names its product importin subunit alpha-5. NCBI's taxonomy places the organism in Eukaryota, Metazoa, Chordata, Chondrichthyes, Chimaeriformes, Callorhinchidae. Gene Ontology annotation, biological process: NLS-bearing protein import into nucleus; postsynapse to nucleus signaling pathway. The record is from RefSeq and is a predicted model, not a curated record. The transcript is spliced from 14 exons. Gene Ontology annotation, molecular function: nuclear import signal receptor activity; protein binding. Gene Ontology annotation, cellular component: cytoplasm; nucleoplasm; nucleus. The coding region runs from base 288 to 1946 and encodes 552 amino acids.
CUGUUUUGACAAAUUGUCCAAGUUACCGCUAUUAAUUUGUGCCUCAAUGGUGCAAUUCAUUAGGUCAUUAGACUAUUAGGGGGUGGGAGUGUAUCACAAUCGAACAAUAUUCUGUUCUCACCCAACAUCCACAUGUGCACUUUCCAGCAGGAGAUUACUGAUAGCUGCCCGUAGUGGGAAUUCUACAAGAUUUCCCUCUUCUACCAGGUCCAGGGGCACUGAGGCCAAUUGCUUCCCUGGCCGAGAUCAGCAACAACUUGCACUUGUGUGCGGUGCCUUUCACCGAAAUGAACGUCUCGAAACACGCGGCACAUAUAGUGUCUGACACCAUGUUGAGUACCGGAAAGGAGAAUUUCCGACUGAAAAGCUAUAAAAACAACUCUCUAAACCCUGAUGAAAUGAGAAGACGACGAGAAGAGGAGGGACUGCAGCUACGGAAACAGAAACGCGAGGAGCAGUUAUUCAAACGCAGGAAUGUCACAAACACAGAGCCAGAUGAAGAGGAUGAAGAAGUGAUGAGUGAUAGUGGGUUUCAUGAGUCGCAAGUAAACAUGGAUAUGGCUUCGACUACAGUCAUCACCAACGAUAUGGUGCAGAUGAUUUUCUCUGAUAUUCCUGAACAACAGCUGGCUGCGACCCAGAAAUUUCGGAAACUUCUGUCCAAAGAACCAAAUCCUCCUAUUGAUGAAGUUAUCAACACACACGGAGUGGUGGAGAGAUUUGUGGAGUUCCUGAUAAGGAAGGAGAAUUGUACAUUGCAGUUUGAAGCAGCAUGGGUGCUUACAAACAUAGCAUCAGGAAGCUCACUACAGACCCGUGAAGUCAUCAAGGCUGGUGCAGUGCCCGUCUUUAUUGAUUUGUUAACAUCAGAUUUUGAAGAUGUGCAAGAACAGGCUAUCUGGGCCCUUGGAAACAUUGCAGGUGACAGCACGGUCUGUAGGGACUAUGUGCUAGACUGUAAUAUACUGCCUCCUCUUGUACAGUUACUUUCGAAACCCAACCGAUUAACAAUGACGAGGAAUGCUGUCUGGGCACUGUCAAACCUGUGUAGAGGCAAAAAUCCUCCUCCAGACUUUUCAAAGGUAUCUCCCUGUCUCAGUGUUGUAUCCUGGCUUCUGUUCCUCAAUGAUGUCGAUGUUUUGGCUGAUGCCUGCUGGGCUUUGUCAUAUUUAUCUGAUGGACCCAAUGAUAAAAUCCAAGCAGUAAUAGAUUCUGGUGUUUGCAGAAGAUUAGUGGAACUAUUGAUGCACUCUGACUAUAAGGUGGUCUCUCCAGCACUGCGUGCAGUAGGAAACAUUGUAACGGGAGAUGAUAUACAGACUCAGGUAAUUUUAAACUGCUCUGCUUUGCAGAGUUUAUUGCACUUAUUGAGCAGCCCAAAAGAAUCAAUCAAAAAGGAAGCGUGUUGGACCAUCUCAAACAUUACAGCAGGGAACCGUGCACAGAUACAAGCUGUGAUAGAUGGCACCAUCUUUCCUCUCCUGAUAUCCAUUCUACAGACAGCAGAAUUCCGGACGAGGAAAGAAGCCGCAUGGGCCAUCACCAAUGCAACAUCUGGCGGAACUUCUGACCAGAUCAAGUACUUAGUGGAGCUCGGUUGCAUUAAACCAUUGUGUGACCUGCUUCCUGUUAUGGAUGCAAAGAUCGUGCAAGUAUCACUGAAUGGUUUGGAGAAUAUCCUGAGACUGGGUGAGCAGGAAGCAAAACAAAAUGGAACUGGCAUAAAUCCUUACUGUGCACUAAUAGAAGAAGCUUAUGGUCUGGAUAAAAUUGAAUUCCUGCAGAGCCAUGAAAACCAGGAUGUUUAUCAAAAAGCAUUUGAUCUCAUAGAGCAUUAUUUUGGUACAGAAGAGGAAGACACCAGCAUUGUCCCACAAGUCGAUCUAAAUCAACAGCAAUACAUCUUCCAGCCACAUGAAGCUCAGAUGGAGGGCUUCCAGCUGUAAACUGAAAGGCGGGUCACAAAAAGGACUGACUCCACUUGACACGCGCGCAUUCACGCACACACACUUCUCCCCAGGCUGUAGUGACCAGCAGAAAUUCUGGGGGGAAGGGAACAGGAAGGUCUGCACGUAGACAUAACCGUCUACCUACACCCGUACAGAUGAGCUCUACUAGUAAGAAUGUGCUACAGUAGCUUGAAUGGUUCUGAUUGACCAAAGGUUGUAUGCGGUCUAUACAAACACUCAUAUAUACAUACAUACAGUACAACUAUAAAGCUGUUUAGGAGCCACACCAGAAGUAUGUUAUAUAUGAAGGUUGUAUUCUUGCGUGUAUAAUAUGUAUAUAAACUUUGAAUUGGAACUCCCCGAUGGUCUAGUGGGUAAAAGCACCUCCAUGUAGCACUAAGCCAUAGAACAGAAGGUUGCAGGUUCGAUUUCUGGUCUGUGCUAAGUUAGCUGAUAGCAGCCAAGGCAGAAAUUGAGAUGCUACUCAAUUAGCACCUUUAGACUAGGGAGGGAAAAAUCAGCCAAGCUCCCAUUCCAGAUCACUAUCCAGUGUCCUCUGCUGGAAAUUGUGUGUGACUAUCAGAUGAAACCCAAAUCAGCAAUUACCUCCACAGUCAAGUAGUCUCAUCACUUACUGUCUGGGCUCAUAUAUGAAAAAGGCCCACUUAGGUAAAGUACUGGAGGGCCGCUGGCACUUGUGGAACUGUAGCCAAGCAAGAGUUGGAGCAUUUAAUAAAGGCGGAGGAACAUUUCAAAUGGGUUUAGGAAAAACAGCAAAUUUGCACCAUCAGACUCUUCCACCUUGAAUUCUUAUCCUGUGUUAGAGCUGCCUCUCUCCAUUGAGUUAUUUAUAGCUGGAAGAAUCAUUCAAGGUCCAGAACCACACAAAUAUGUGACUGGAACUAUUGCAGCGUAAACUUAGGUAAACUGACUAUCUGCCCAACCUAUGUGUUGUAUUAACUCUUUAGUUCAGUUUUCCUCCAAUUAAUGACCAAUCCAUAUGGAAGGCUGAGUGUUAUGAUUUUUCCUUACUGUGGUUUAAUUGAGAAGUUAUCGCUCUGAGAUUCAGAGGCUGACACUGUUUAGAAAAGAUUCAGAGGCUGACACUGGUGACCAGUAAGGGUGUAAAAAAAGGACCAGACCGUUUAAAAAACGGCAGGUGGACACCCUAACACUCCCCUGCUGGUGGUCUGGCAGCUAGUUUACCCCCUCUGAGUUAUUGUUCACUGCUGCUUGGUUUCACCAAUCUGGGGAACGGAAACAGUGAUCGUCUACUGGAUUAAUUACAGUAUGUUGUAAACUUCCAGUUCCAUAUUUAAGCUGUUUUACACUGGAUUGGAGAUUUUUUUGGGGGGGGAUUGUGAAGCUCAGACAUUGAACUUCAUUAACCAAGAAAUCUUUGAUAAAUAUUAGUCUUUCUAUCCGAGAGACAAUCAGCAAUUCAACAGUGCAGUAUAGUUUAUCUUUACCGCCACCAGAUCAAAGUAUUGGUACGCCAUUCUGUAACCAGGCAAGGGUGAUUUUUGGAUAUCCUGCAACCUACAGAAAAUCUUGUUUGAAAUGUGUCCUGGAUAAUAAAUUCCUGCCAAUAUUUUCACAAUCAAGCUUAUUUCCAGUCUUUUACUGGAGGCUUUUUAAAAGGAAUGAAAAAAACAUUCCAAUUUCCCUUACCCUAGGUUAUCUGUCCUGAAGCUUAAUGGGUAAAAUUAAUACAGAACUGACUUGUCUUUUAAACUUGUCCUUUAUUGUCCUUUAAACAUCGGUUGCAACACUGUAGAUUUGGAGUGUCACUAGAAAAACACAUAAAAUUCAGUUCUGAAGGGCCAUCACAUUAUAUUCUUUGGGUGAGUUUGCUUGAAGAUUGUUCACCAGUCUGUCCACUUUGCCUUCCACCUUUUUCAGAUCUAACUGGCAUCUCUCACUAUUCAAAUUCUUGUUAUUGCUUUCUAGUGAAUAUCCCAUUCACGAGAAAAACAAGUGGUAUUCAGGCUGGCUUGAGUGAUGAGAACCUGAAUUCCUACAAACUUUGACAUUGAAUGGUGUUACUUGAGCUGGGCAUAUUAAUAGGAAACAACUACCAUCGUGUAUCAUAAUCUUGGUUAUUACAGGUUUUCUAACCAUUACUUUUGGUACUUUGGCCUGGAUAGAUUUUCUAUUUCUACUAUUGGGGCAAGCUGAAUAAAUAAAGCUUCCAUUCUUCCCUUUUUGAAGGAUUUUUUGGGUGCCAUUGCACUUCCUGGAACUGAGACUGAUUUUUUGUUUGUAAGUAUUGAGUCUCAAGUCACAUAAUUCAGUAGUAACUCACUCUGAAAUCCUCCACACUCCUGAUGGCAGAGACCGGGUAACUUGCCCCCACGCCCUUGCCACCUUCCCAACAUGCCUGCUGCCUCCCCUUGCCACCUUGUCCCACCCCCUUGCCACCUCCCUCCCCCUGACCUCCCAAGGGAAGCACAGCAGAGAACGAGAGCUCACCUGAGCAGCAGGAUUGAAUCUCCCCUUCAUUUCACAAUGCUAUGUGGUACUCUGAUUUCCUGCUCUAAUACAUUUUUAUUAAGGACACAAUUGCGAAAUCCAGCUGGUCCCACUUCACCUCUUGAGUUUCAAACCCAGCUAGUGUCAGCGACCAUUUAUUUCUGCCGCAAAACUCAGCCAGAUUUCAGAUUGGCCAGUCAUGUGCCAUGGCUUGCUCGGCUGUGCCAUGUGAAAUUAGCCAGUGUGCUACUUCCCUUAAAUUCAAAUCAUAUUGUCUUGUCAGAUUGUUGGUGGCACAAUGUUAACACUGGAAAUAAUGCCACCAACAAUGCUACAUUCAUGUUUGAUUGGUCUUUGUAAAAGCUCAGACUAAAGCCAAGCCUGUCAGAUCAUUGGAGAAUCAGUUUGUAGUCUUAAAACGUGAUUAUGCUCUUAGGUUGCGGCACAUGGGCAAAACAAUUCAAUCUCGACACAAGGUCUGGUUCCAAUUUUUUGUUUCUUCCAUUUUUAGAUUGCCAAGUUAUGGUUGUCCAAAAAUGCCCAAUUUUGGAGAAGUAUUUAUAUGUAGGGUUGCUAAGUGCAUCGUGUGGAAGAGGAUUAAGAGGAAAUACUAUUAGCUGGUUCAUCAGCAAGGUGCUUCAACAUAGCCAAAUAGUAUUUCUGCACUUAUGCCAGCUUAAAGAACAUUUUCAGAUUCUAAGAUUUGUAUUUAAAAAAUAUAUAUAUUUUAAAAUCUUACUUUUGUAAAUAUUGGUUUAAAGAAAGUCUCAUUUUUAUGUUGCGCUCUUGUUUGUUAGAAUCACAGUAUAUUUCCCAGGCCGUUGGCUCAGUUUUGAUCUAUUGUGAACAACUUUUAUGAUUGACAGAUCAUUGAAGUCAAUUUGUGGUUAAAAAGGUAAACCUGUAUUAUUUCUGUAUGGUAGUUUUUUUGUAUUCAUAAUGAGUGUUUAGGGGGAGAAAAGAUUAAGUUCAUGCCAGGGAGUUUAAGAUUAGUCCCCAGUUAAAUGAGAAAUAACUUCAUUUUCUGGCAAGUAUCCUAAACUAUGAUGCUGCAGAGUUUGGUCUGCAUACAUAUCACUCAGACUAUUCAACUUGAUGUUGUCGAGCUCCCUUCUCUCACUUGUGGAAUAGUUUAUAAGCAAAUUUGAUUUUUGCAAUAGCUGUAAGUGUAGAUUUUGAAGGAGUUUUUAUGUUUAAACGUGUAAUAAGAACCAAUUAAAGUAAAGUGAGGUGGUCAGUCAUGAAGACUGCAGUAAAGAUUUAAUACCAUAUAUUAAAUACUUUUGUUAUCUUCAAUAUGCUACAAUUGCAAACAUAUGUUUACAGCAAUAUGAACUACCUACUUGUCAUUGGGCAUCCUACUUGCAAAACACUGAAACGUGGAGACUCUUGAGCUUACACUGAUAGUCCAGCAAGUAAAUGCACUGCUUGAUGUCGUAUGAAAUCAUACAACAACAACUUGCAUUUAUGUAGCGCCCUUCAUGCGGGGUUGCGGCCCGGACCUCUAGUCUUACAGACUAGCGAGUUGAGUUGUAAGAUUGAUUCUUGGUCUGCUGUAUGGGCUGGUUUCUUUUUGGGGCUUGAAAUUUGGGAGUUGUAAAUCAGACAGGGUUUCUACUCCUGUGGAGUGUGGAUAUCUGUGGUUAGGACAGGAGCAACCUCGGUUGUGAUGACUGCCAUGGUCACAACCCAUCACGACUUGCAUUCUCUAGCUCACUUGGGCAAGGUCAUGGUACUGAAGGAUUUGUCCAUGGAACUUUGCCCAGCAAGAACUUUCAGGAGAAGGAAGAAAAUUGACCAAAACAAAAGUAUGUAGAGAGAUUAGAAUCGUACAGUACAGAAGGAGGCCAUUUGGCCCAUCUUGUCAGUCCAGCUCAUUGAAAGCUAUCCAACUAGUCCCACUCUUACCCCAUAGCUGCAAAUGAAAAAUAAAAUUCUUCCUAUUUGCAAAUCCAUAAUAUUGAAAGUCACCCACAAUUUUGGUGGGGGCAGUCAAAAGUGGACAGAAAGAUGAGAGGUAAGUAAUUGAAACCUUCAUCUGGUAGGCAAUAUAAAGAGAAUCUGGAGAGCCUCCAUCUGAGACCCAUGGUAAAUUAUAAAGUUGCAUUCCCUUUUACUGUCAUUCCACACCUUGAUGAGCACAUGUCCACACAAAAUAAAACUUGAAGGUUUUAACGCCUUGCACAAGCGUCUUUCACGAGCUGAUUCAAAAUGGCCAUCGUGCAAUGUUUUAUUGUGUGUGUUUUGAGAAUUUCACAUUUUAAACAGCUAGAAUUGUUUACAAACCUCUGUUUUGUUCCCAUUGUGGGCAUAAUAUUCAGAACUUGUUCUUUGAUCAUUUUGAGAUCUAGCAGUAUAUAUCUGCACCAUGUUCAAAAUAACCUCAGAUAUCUCAAAGGUGGACCUCAUGUUGUCAUUCCCAUGAAUGUGCAGUGCUCAUACCUCAAGUGCUGCAGGUAUGAAUGCAUUUCUAAAGGCAUGUCCGAAAGUCAAUAGUGCAUAUUCAUCUAUUGAGAUGUUUUACGUAUUUGUGAACAUUGGUAAGGUUUUGUUUGAAAUUCUUUUAGAAUCCUCCUGCAGGACUGUUAAGCUAUUGAAACAUGCGACAUUUAUUUUCACCGAGAGAAAAUUCUUACUCGGGUAUCUGAGAUUGAAAUAUGGUAAACAAACAUUAAAAUACAUGGCUGGUGAUCUGUGUUUCCGAUACUUGUGAAAGCCCCAUACGGCAGCAGUGCCGUGGCUCAAAUGAGUUGUAAUGGUCCUUGUGUAUGAAAGCGGUGGCAAUGUUCUGGCAUUUGAUAUAGUUUUCCAUGGAGGGUUUGGAUCUGAGUUAAAAUUGCUCUAGGACGUGAUGCAUUAUGGAUCAUUAAGUGUUAUCUCACACAAAUGUGAUCUUUCCAUUUCACUGGUGUGAAAUAUCACUGUUUGAAAGACUGUGAUAACACCAGCAAUGCAUGUAGAAUAAAAGUACUAAAAAAAGA